Vidua macroura (Pin-tailed whydah) is the source of this 1584-nucleotide messenger RNA. RefSeq names its product G protein-coupled receptor 87 (gene GPR87). The record is from RefSeq and is a predicted model, not a curated record. The transcript is spliced from 3 exons. Gene Ontology annotation, biological process: G protein-coupled receptor signaling pathway. Gene Ontology annotation, cellular component: membrane. Gene Ontology annotation, molecular function: G protein-coupled purinergic nucleotide receptor activity. The coding region runs from base 444 to 1508 and encodes 354 amino acids. Lineage: Eukaryota; Metazoa; Chordata; Aves; Passeriformes; Viduidae.
CCCAGGUGAAUCACUGUCUGCGUCCCGGGCGCCCCAGCUGCUCCGGAGCCAGGAAGUGAGCGGAGCGCGCUCACCUACCCUGGCAUGUGAGUCAUUCCCAGGAAUGAGAAAGCCAGUCGCUCCAGUUGCUCCUGGCCAGGGGAAUUUUGACUCUCCGAUCAGGUAUCACCAAAAAAAAAAGCCUUCGGAAGCCCAAAAAUCCUGCUGCCAGACAUGGUUCGUUCGGCUGCCCUGUCCCAGGAAAUACCCUCCUGCCUACUGUAGCUCCAGGACGCGUUCUGCAGGAGUCUGAGGCACUUUGGGGAUGCAGCUCCGAGACGCGUGGAAGGCGACGAUGGUGACAGAACAUCAUCCUGGCACAGGCCCCGCUGCAUCCCAGAUCCACGGCUGUCAGUGGGACUCCUGAAGAGCAUUCCAGCUGAAAACCUACAGCAACGCAAAGGAUGGGGUACAAUUUGUCCUAUGGAAAACUGCCAGACAAUCACCUCAGCCCGGACAACAGCAGCUCGCCCAACGCCAGCUCCCGCGGGCGCUCCGCGCAGGACGAGUUCACCACCAUCGUGCUGCCUGUGCUGUACCUCGUCAUCUUCCUGGCCAGCCUCCUGCUCAACGGCCUCGCAGUGUGGAUCUUCUUCCACAUCAGGAACAAAACCAGCUUUAUAUUUUACCUCAAGAACAUUGUGGUGGCAGACCUGCUCAUGACGCUGACGUUCCCGUUCAAGAUCAUCCAGGACUCGCAGCUGGGGCCGUGGCACUUCAACUCCUUCCUGUGCCGCUACACCACGGUGCUGUUCUACGCCAACAUGUACACCACCAUCGUCUUCCUGGGGCUCAUCAGCAUCGACCGCUACCUGAAGGUGGUGAAGCCCUUUGGAGACUCCAGAAUGUACAGCAUCACCUUCACCAAGAUCCUGUCGGCCUGCGUCUGGGUGGUGAUGGCCUUCCUGGCGCUGCCAAACCUGAUCCUCACCAACGGCUACCCCACCAAGAGAAACGUGGACGACUGCCUGAAGCUGAAGUCUCCCCUGGGAGUCAAGUGGCACUCGGCCGUCGUCUACAUCAACACCUGCAUGUUCGUGGUGGUGCUGGUCGUGCUGAUAGGGUGCUACAUUGCCAUUUCCAGGUACAUCUAUAAAUCCAGCAAACAGUUCAUUAGCUCGUCCAGCCGAAAGCGGAAGCACAACCAGAGCAUAAGGGUGGUCGUGGCUGUGUUCUUCACCUGCUUUCUGCCCUACCAUUUGUGCCGAAUACCCUUCACUUUUAGUCAUCUGGACAAAAUUUUAGAUGACUCUGCACAUAGAAUCUUGUAUUAUUGUAAGGAAAUGACACUGUUCCUGUCCGCAUGCAAUGUCUGUCUGGAUCCAAUCAUUUAUUUUUUCAUGUGUCGAUCAUUCUCACGAAGGCUGUUCAGGAAAUCCAACAUGAGAACCAGGAGCGAGAGCAUCAGGUCCCUCCAGAGCGUCAGGAGAUCAGAGGUGCGCAUCUACCACGAGUACACUGACGUCUGAAGGCACCCACAGAGACUCUGCUGACUUGUGAGAGUGCUUGUAUAUCAUGUAAAUAAAAUGUCUCUUUAAUAUCUGA